This is a messenger RNA of Lampris incognitus (smalleye Pacific opah), 3475 nucleotides long. RefSeq names its product solute carrier family 19 member 1 (gene slc19a1). Gene Ontology annotation, biological process: folate transmembrane transport. Gene Ontology annotation, cellular component: plasma membrane; apical plasma membrane; basolateral plasma membrane. The transcript is spliced from 7 exons. The record is from RefSeq and is a predicted model, not a curated record. NCBI's taxonomy places the organism in Eukaryota, Metazoa, Chordata, Actinopteri, Lampriformes, Lampridae. Gene Ontology annotation, molecular function: folate:monoatomic anion antiporter activity; folic acid binding. Bases 668 to 2311 code for a protein of 547 amino acids.
UCUCGAUUUCCAAGUUGUCUGGAACGCAGCGGCGGUGCAUUGAGAAAACACGUGGCUGGCUCGGCGGUGGAACCUGCUAAAUUUCUGCACACUUGAAUUUAGCGACGCUAGCCAGCCAUUUUACAACAGCCACGGUGCAUGCAGUGUAUUAAGUGGCCGAUUUGCUAGAUGCUGCAGCCUAACUUGUUUUCGCCAAAUGAGCAACGUGCAAGAGCUUGGUGACUUCCCAGAUUUGCUUCUGCGAUUUUCCGCCUCUGACGUGUAAUUUUGACUUUUUUCUAAAAAGUGUGUUGACAAUGACGCCAGACCGAACCGCCGGAUAGCUCACUUUCAGUCUUUGUCACAGUGUGGAAUGGAGCAAAGGUCAACAAUCUGUCUCACGUGCAAAUAAGUGCAUGGAGCAUUUUAACCUCCCUUUGACUGCUUUGUGAAAUUGGUCCAAUUGCACCCCUUUGACAUGAAGAGCACAGCAUCGGGCACAAGGACGGGACUGAGAGCACACCAGAUCUCUGCAACUGCCCGUUGAUUUAAUGAACCUUUCUUUUGGGAUUACACUCGUUUUCUAUUCACAAAUCAGUGGGUUUGUUUCACAACUGAACUGAGCUGUCACAUGGUCAUUUGAUACUCAAAUAACUUUGCCACAGUGUCCCACAUCCAAGUUGACACAAUGGUGGCAGACAAUAUUGGGAGUGGUGACAGCACUAGUGAAAGGCCCCAAGGAGAACGAGAGUUAGACUUCAAGGAGCCUCCAUCUGAAGACCCAGGAGGAUGGCAUGGGGACACUGAUCAAGAGAUGGCUGCCAUCGCCUCCGAAGCCCUUUCUCCCACCAUGCCAGCCAAGGAACCAAACACAUGGAAGUGGUCAGUUAUAUUCUUGUGCUUCUAUGGGUUUAUGGCAUCCAUUAAGCCUGGGGAGCCCUUCAUAACACCAAAUCUCCUCAGUCUUGAGAAGAACUUCACUACGGAACAGGUGACCAGUGAGAUCACUCCUGUGAUGUUGUACUCGUACAUGGCUGUGCUGGUGCCAGCCUUCCUGUUGACAGACUUUCUGCGCUACAAGCCUGUGCUCAUCAUCCAGGGCAUUAGCCAGGUGGCCAUCUGGCUCACCCUUCUGUUCGGCACCACUCUGCUGCAGAUGCAGUUCAUGGAGUUUUUCUACGGUAUCACCAUGGCCUGCAGGGUGGCCUACUCCUCCUACAUUUUCUCCCUGGUCUCCCCGAGUCUCUACCAGCGUGUGGCCAGCUACUCGCGCUCAUCUGUCCUCAUGGGGGUGUUCACCAGCUCGGUCCUGGGCCAGCUGUUUAUGUCUCUGGGCAACAUAAGCUACAGCACCCUGAGUGCCGUGUCUUUGGGUUUUGUCAGUUUCGGGUUGUUCCUCUCGAUAUGUCUGCCCUGGCCCAAGCGCUCCAUGUUUUUCAACCAGGCACGUCUUCAGCAGCAGCAAAGGCAACUGUCGUCAUCAAAAGCCAACAAGGCAGAAUUGGUCCAAAUGAACACUGACGAGGGCGCGUCACCCUCACCCACUCCUCAGCAGCCCAAGACCACCUGGAAGGACUCCAUCUUUGUGCAGAUGCUGAUGGAGGUGAGGAACCAGGUGAAGCAGCCCAAUCUGAGGCUCUGGUGCCUGUGGUGGGUGUUCAACUCCACAGGUUACUAUCUGGUGCUUUUUUAUGUUCACAUCCUGUGGAACAAGGUCUACCCAGCCACCGAGAACAAGAACGUCUACAAUGGGGGAGUGGAGGCUGCUUCCACUCUACUGGGUGCAAUGACCUCCUUCAUAGCGGGCUACGUGAAAAUCCGGUGGAACAUCUGGUCUGAGCUGGUUAUUGGUGUCAUCACAGCACUGCAGGCAGGCCUGUUGCUCCUCAUGGGCAUCACAGACAACAUAUGGGUCUGCUAUAUCUCCUACAUCCUCUUCAGAGGCUUCUACCAGUUCUUGGUGCCUAUUGCCAUUUUCCAGAUAGCUGCCUUGCUCACCAAGGAGCUUUGUGCCCUGAUGUUUGGAAUCAAUACCUUCCUGGGGACCAUCUUAAAGACCAUCAUUACCCUUAUAGUUGCUGACAAGAGGGGCCUGGCACUGCCUGUUCACUCUCAGUUCCUGGUCUACUUCCUUUAUUUCACGCUGCUUACUGUCGUCUAUCUAGUCUGCGCUGCCGUUGUCCUCAUCCGUCAUUACAGAAGCCAAGCCAGAGAAGAAGAGGUGGCCAGCGAGCAGACCACACCCACAGAUCUCAACCCCACGGCAGCGAACUCUGAGACAGAGGCUCUGUCUAAUGGACACAGCACCAAGACAAACAAGAGCAUCGCCUAACUCCUCAGGCAUGAGUGUUCUCUAGCUAGACUGGGCUUUCCACAAGUGAGAUGUAAGACUUUAUGGGUAAAAUAUAUUCACGGUUGAACCUUCUGAGGAUUAGUAUUUUUUUUUUCAGUGUUUACAACUGAGCUCAAGUCAUUCAAGUGCCUCAUCUGAUACCUGAGACUGACUGACUUCCUGUUGGAAGGGGGACCAGCUGCAGAAAUGUCUGACUGAUCAAUGAAAAGUUGAAGCUCUUAAUGGUAGACAAAUAUCUUGUGACCAGUGAUAUGUUGGAGUUUUUAGAUAGGUUUAGCAGGUACUACUAAUGUUUUACUUGUUUAAAAAAAAACAGAGCACUCUGACACUGCCGUAUCGUGACAAAUCAUCUCUAAACAAAGACGGGGACCGUUGUUUUGCAAUGGUCGGAUGGUUGCUUUGUUUCCCUGAUGUGUUAUUUUUUUUUAUCGUCACCUAUAGAUAUAGGAAAACAGGCAUGUCUUGUGAUUACGGGGAACUGGGAAAUGGUCAUGCUUUGUCAGUGUGCCCACAGCUUUUAGACCUUGAUUGGUAAUGCAGCUGUCGUCCUUAUGGGACAGUGGAUUUCCUCACGGCCAUAGUUUAUGAUUGCUGUGCGAUCACCACAAGAUUGCUCUCGAAUAAGCACCUUUCUUAGGAACACUCCUAUCAUCUUGAGCAUUUUACUUUUAAUCGCGUUAUAGAAAUCUGCUGUUGUAUGAAGAGCCCUGAAAUGAUCGGUGUUGGCAUCUUGUUUGCUUCUAUCAUCAGCUUAAAUUCGUCUUUGUGACUUUACAUAGGAUUUAUAUUUUGUAUUCGUUAUCCUUUGACGCAGUUACCUGGAGUGACGAAACACAGAACAUGAGCAUUUAAACCCGUUUUAAUCAGUGCAGAGUUUGACACCGUAAGCUACACAAUGCAACUGUUAUAUUGUAAGUACGGUAAAUAGUACGGUACCUCGUUUUUUUGUUGCAGGUUAUACAUAAUGGAGUUUAAUCAACAAGAUUAUUUUAUUGUCAGUGAAACCCUACUGAGUUGCUUCAUGCAUAGCAGAUGUAAUGUUAAAAAAUAGGAUCUUUAGAAUAACCUGAAAGGGGUGUCCGGGUGGCGUGGCGGUCAGUUCCGUUGCCUGCCAACACGGGGAUCACCAGUUCGAAUCCCCGU